AUGACAAAACACCAGAUGGACGAGGAGCAGAACAAAAGCCUUUUCAGUAGAAAAGAGGAACUACUAAAAAGUGAAAACAUAAUGAAGAUCAUGAACGAAUCUAUGACAUACGUAGUGGAGGCUAGUAGGUAUAAACCCCUGUGUGAGAUAAAAAAGGAUCUUGAGUUAAUGAAAAAUAUAAUUCAUGGUGAUAUUAUUAAAAUAUUGAAUAAGAAUUAUGAAGAAUUUAUGUCUUUACCUUCUAAUUUAAAUAUAAUAGAAAAUAUUAUCCCAAUAUUAGAAAAAGAAAUAAGAAUUUCGAAAACGUAUGUUAAGAAAUUAUUAACAGAAAUUAAUGCAAUCAAUAAAAGUACACACGAUAUAUUAACUGACAAAAUUAAUAUUUUCUAUAUUAAAAAUAUAGUAAAGACAAAUAUAGAAAUAGAGCAAUUAAUAAGUAAAAUACAAAAAGAAAUUAAAAUAUAUGAACGGUCAGAAAAUUAUACCCUCUUAGUAAAUAUAGAGCGUAAAUUAUCUUCUUUUUCAGAUAAUAAUGAAAUGGUUAGAAAUUUUAUGGAGGAUAUAUGUAAAAAAAAUAAUUUUUAUUUAUUUUAUUAUUUAAGUCAAAGAAUUAUUAACUUAACAAAAGGAAUAUGGAAUAUAAAAGCAAUGUUAUAUAAUAAUUAUAAGAGGAUAUAUAAAGUAACACGUACAUUAGAAGGCUUAAAGGAGCUUAUUGAAAAAUAUGGCAUAUCAUCGAAAUGUGACAAAGAUAUAGUUGAAAUAACUAAAUAUUAUUCAUUCGAAUAUUUAAAUGAUAAUUUAAAAGGUCUUAUUAUGAAAGUACAAAAAUAUACAAAUCAGUUGUCAUAUAUAUUUCUCAGAAUGAUAAAAGAGGAUAUUAUAAAAAAUAUAAGGGAUGAUUUUAUUCUAAACCAGUGCACAAACUAUAUUUUAAACGCUUGUUAUAUGUUAGAUCAUUUUGACACAUUUAUCCAACAAUUCUAUGAAGUGUUCAUUAAGUACAUGGAGGACCAUACCUUCCAGUCAUAUGAGGAAUUUCUAUUGCACGUACGGGAGCAUCUUCUUGAAGACACAAAUAUUGUGGAAGUGAACAAACGUAUUGACAAGAUAGACGAAGGAGCUUUGUUCUGCUCAAAUGGAAUAGUAACAAAAUUGUUGGACCUUAUAAAGAGUAAAUAUUGUAAUAUUUUUUUACUAAAAUACUGUGAUGUAUUUAUUGAGAAUUAUAUAAAAACAGCGAAUUUUUUAAAUGAAAUAAAAAAAGAAAGGAAAAUAUAUGAACAGUUUGUACUUGAUGAAAUUAUAAAUAAUUUUUUAAAAAAUUUUGAAAGAGAAGCAUAUUCUCAAUAUAUCUUAAAUAUAUUAGAAAAUAAAAUAAAUGAAAAUUAUAAUUAUAUGAUAUUAUUUGAUAAAAAAUAUAUAUUUGACAAUAAUUCAUAUUGGUUAAAACAUACAAUUAAUUUAAUUAAAAUUUUUAAAAUUUUAUUUACAAGUAAAUAUUAUAUAUCCACAUGUUUACCAAAUUAUCUCUCAUUUAUUUUUAAACAUUUUAAAAAUUACAUAUCCAAUACUGAAAGCUUUUUAUUAUUUUUAGAAGAAAAUAAUAAUCAUAAAAACAUUACUACCAUUGAUAAAACAAAAUUUAAUUUUAGCCUAACAUUAACCUAUAAUAGUAUAGGCUUUUUUUUGUCUGAUUUUUUAUCACUGCGAAAUUUAUUUAAAACUAGCUGUAAAAUAAAAAAAUUUAUUAACCGUAAGAGUCCGACUUAUUUUGUUGUUCCAAAGAAAAUAGGAAAUGUACCUACAUGGAUUUUUACAAAAAUUAUUGCUUCUUAUGCUAAUGGUUAUUAUCAACAUGAUGAAAACAACAAAAAUUGUUCUUACUUGAGUAGUGAUCAUUUUGUUGUGUCCUCAUCUUCCUCCACGUCGUCCUCUGCAUCAGACUGGUGUGAAAAUAUGAACGAUAUCCUUAUGCAAGAAAAGUAUUUCUCGGACCUUAUGAAUCGUUGGAAUAGCAAUGAUACGAAGUUAAGCAAAAAGGAUGGGAGCAACUUACCAUAUGUUCAAGCUGCUAACAAAUUACUACAACAAGGAGAUGAGGAUGAAAAAGUACACCAAAAGAUGAAUGCGCAAAUGAGGGUACAGGUGUAUGAAGGGGCACGUGUACUCAUGCAUGAACGAAGCGGUGAUAGUAAUAUCGAUAGUCAUAGCGGUAGUGAUGAUGGAUGGGAUGUGAGUUGUAAUAGGAAGCACCCCCAUAGUAACCCCUAUAUGGAUAUUCAACAAAUAGAAUUGAAAAAUUCAAAUACUAAAUCACUCAACCGAGCCAAAAAAGGUAACAAUACUAGCUCUGCGUGCGCUGCUAAUAUUAUACCCAGUGUUGAACAAAACGAAGACAAAGAAUGCGAACAAAACAGCAGCCUACAGAAAUUAGGCAAGGACAAUAAAAAUACAUUAAAAGAAAAGAGGAAAAAAAUGAAGCUACAUUUACACAUAUAUCAAAAAAAUAGCAAAAGAAAAAUUAUACAUGAUAUAAACUGUAUAAACGGUUUUUUAAAAACCUUAUCCAAGAUUGUUCUAAAUACACAAAAAUCCUUUGAAGAAUAUUUCAUUAAUAAGAUGUUUGAAAUAUGCUCUAGUUUUUUGGUUUAUUUGCACUCCCUCUUGGCCAUUUACAAAAUGACUAAUAAGCGCGUUCCCGAGAAGCCGAGUGAGCAAGUGGACAAGGUUAUCCUCCCCCUUAUUUCUUUUAAGGCAUUUUAUGAGGACAUCAUAGCGGACGUCAUUGUUGAGGGGAUAAUAACAAAAAUCGUUGAUAAAAUAAAUGACUAUUUCCUUAAAGAAAUAAAAACCAUUAUUAACGUAAAAAUAGGGGAACAAAACGAGCGAAUUGUGAAAUUUAACUUGUGCAAUUUGUUGAAGGAUGAUGAAAUACCUUAUGAAGAAAAAAUACAAAGGCAAAUAUAUUUAGAUAUAUGUCAUUACGAAAAAAUAUGUAAUGAAAAUUUUAAAAUAAAUAAGGAAAACAAUAGUAGUAUGGGAACAUUAGUAAAUUAUUUUGUGUUAAAGGAGUAA
This is a messenger RNA of Plasmodium malariae, 3078 nucleotides long. Its product is annotated as conserved Plasmodium protein, unknown function. The coding region runs from base 1 to 3078 and encodes 1025 amino acids. Gene Ontology annotation, biological process: intra-Golgi vesicle-mediated transport; Golgi organization; protein transport. Gene Ontology annotation, cellular component: COG complex; membrane. The transcript has 7 exons. The record is from RefSeq and is a predicted model, not a curated record. NCBI's taxonomy places the organism in Eukaryota, Apicomplexa, Aconoidasida, Haemosporida, Plasmodiidae.